UAAGAGCAAGACUUGCAACAUAACACUCCCAGUUGUUAUAUCAUAGUUCCGAGUUUUAACAUAUACACCCCAAAUCACUUUACACCCGAUCGAGCCAAUUCACAGCAGGCAACAUGGCUACCAGCGGCAACGAAAUCUCUGCUUCUGACGUCGCCAUCCUUAAUCGGCUUGGUAUCAACCCUGAUUCUCCCGAAGUGCCCAAAUUCCCCUCAGAAGAAUAUGUAGCCGCAACAUUCCCAAGCGAGGAUGAGAUCAAACUAUCUUUGCAACAGUGGUACUAUGCAAACGACGAAAGUUCCAAAGAGCUCCUAAACGGUGCAAAGCCCCUUCACCUGAUUGAAGUAUACGAUCUAGCAAGGGCUUAUUGGCUUCCAAGACUUCCCUCUCUGAAGGAUUUAGUGCUGGUGAUUUGGAAACUCAUCCCGAGUGCCCUACGCAAGACUAUCAAGGAAAAAGCCAAAAACGCAACUACGGAUGAUAAGGCAAGCAUCGCCAGCAUCAUCGUUUCGUUUGUUGCGACGGCGUUGGCUGCUUACGGAUUCCCUCCCAUUAUCGUUCGAACGCUUCUUGGACCGAUUGCGAGGCAGGUUGUGGACUGGAUCGUGGACAAUGUGAACGAACUUCCCGACUAAGCUUUUACACUGCAUUAGUCGUAGUUCAUCGAAAGAAACAUGGCUAUUGGAUUUGGAAGUUUUCAGAGCAUUCCACAACUUUCUUCCUACCGAAGCUAUUGGAUAUAAGGCUCAGAUAUCUUGUAUUGGUCACAUUUGUGGGUA
This is a messenger RNA of Hypoxylon trugodes, 776 nucleotides long. RefSeq lists its product as uncharacterized. The transcript has 2 exons. The record is from RefSeq and is a predicted model, not a curated record. Lineage: Eukaryota; Fungi; Ascomycota; Sordariomycetes; Xylariales; Hypoxylaceae. Bases 114 to 632 code for a protein of 172 amino acids.